Messenger RNA from Chlamydomonas reinhardtii, 4190 nucleotides. RefSeq lists its product as uncharacterized. The record is from RefSeq and is a predicted model, not a curated record. The transcript is spliced from 5 exons. Lineage: Eukaryota; Viridiplantae; Chlorophyta; Chlorophyceae; Chlamydomonadales; Chlamydomonadaceae. The coding region runs from base 141 to 3551 and encodes 1136 amino acids. Gene Ontology annotation, biological process: regulation of DNA-templated transcription. Gene Ontology annotation, molecular function: sequence-specific DNA binding.
AGUGCGAGCAAGAGCCAGUAUGCAGGAUAUUCAUUAUUACAGUGCGUCUUGAAGAUCCAAGCCAACAAGAACUACCGUCGCAUGAAUUUCGCCAAAACUCUGCAGUAUACAGUACUUUCGCGCCGUAGCGCCAGAAAAGAAUGGUUUUCCCAGCCCUGGUCGAUUGGUUCUCGAGGCCCUCAGGCAACACGGGCUGCACCACCUGUGGGCUCUUCCGAACAACCAAUGGCACGGAGAUCCCGGUGCCGCUCAAGCGCCGCGACGUGUCUGCAACCGUCUACGCCGAUGCUUCCUUUGCCGAUACCACGGAGAAUCUCCGCUACAAGAGCGAUGCGGAGUGCUCAGCAGUCUUCCGUUUCCCGUUGCCGCCGUGUGCAGCCGUGUACAGGUUCCGCGCCGUGUUUGGAGACCGCGAGGUGGUGACCAAGGUCAAGCCCCGCGCCGCCGCACGCGAAGAGUACGACUUUGCCGUGUCGCAGGGCCACUCGGCCGUGCACAUGUCCCAGCACGAGGCGGGUGCGUCCGUGUUUGAGGUGUCGCUUGGCAACCUGGCGGCGCACACCGAGGUGACGGUGGAGUUCAGCUACCUCCGGCUGCUUGACGCGUUCGGCGGCACGCUGGAGUGGAGCCACACCGCCACGUGGGUGCCGCCUUACGUGGGCUCAGCGGGCGACGUGGCGACCGGCGUGGACAAGGUGGCGGCGGCGCUGCCCACCUUUGCGCCCAAGGUGACCUACGUCCUCUCCUACGAGGUCACGGUGCGGGCGGAGGCGGGCACGGUGCGUGCCAUUGAGUCGCCCGAGCCUGUGACCGUGGAGCGUCCGAUGCCAGGCAUCAAACGCGGCGAGGAGGAGCUCUGGUACGUGCGUCUGUCGGAGCAGGUCGCCGACCCCUCCAAGGACCUCUCACUGGCGAUUGAGGUGGAUCCCAAGGCCGCGCGCCGCAGCGGCCUGCGUGUGCAGCGCACGCCCGCCUCCCGCGGCGGCGAGCAGCGCACUGUUGCGCUGGCCACAUUUGUGCCACCGCUGCCCAGCCCGACCGCCGCCGGCACCGACGGCAAGCAGCAGCAGCUGCGCAAGGAGAUCUGGUUCGUUGUGGACUGCUCGGGAUCCAUGGACGGCUCUCCCAUCAACCAGGCCCGCGAGGCCGCGCUGUUCUUCGUUCGUGACCUGCCCGUGGACAGCGGCGUGCGCUUCAACAUGACCGUGUUUGGAUCCAGCCACAAGUCCCUGUACGACAGCUGCAAGCCAUACGACAGCAAGACCGAGAAGGAGGCGGUUACUUGGAUCCAGAGCAAUGUGCACGCCGACAUGGGCGGCACCGAGAUUCGACAGACUCUGGAGAGCAUCUAUUACACCCCCAUCGCGGCCGGCUACACGCGUGAGGUCAUCUUCCUCACCGACGGCGGCAUCAGCGGCCACGAGGAGGAGUGGAUGAUCAAGACCAUGGUGUCGCGCCGCCGCGACGCCGCGUCGCCCCUGCCCCAGGGCGGCGGCCGCGACUCCUUCGCCCGCUUUGGCCCCUUGGCCCACUUCGACUCCUUCGGCCCCUUCGCCCACUUCGGCCCCUUCGCCAAGUUCUGGAACGCCCACCCGCCCGCGCCCGGAACCACGGCAGAGCAGCAGCUGCAGCAACUAGAGGCCGCCCUUCAAGCCAAGGUCGCCGUGUUCAUGGAGUACGACCAGCACCCGCCGCAUCGGCUGCAGUGCGAGCUGCAGACCGUGGCGCGCGCGCUGCGCGCACAGCGCGCGGCCAAGGCUGCGCGCAGCACGCACGUGCUGUGCAUGGGCAUCGGCCACGGCGUGCAUCGCGGCCUUCUGGACGGCAUGGCGUCGGCGUCGGACGGUGCGGCCGUAUACGUGGUGGAGGACGAGGGCAUUGUGGCCAAGGCCGCCUUCCUCAAGCAGAUCGCCAUUGGCCGUCACGGGCUGGUGAACGUGCGUGUGCGUGCCAGCAGCGCGCUGGUCAAGAUGGCUCCGCACGUGCUGCCUCAGCGCGUGUUUGCCGGCGAGCCCCUGCACGUGCUGAUGGAGGUGGUUAGCUCCGAGCCUGACGCGGCGCUGGAGCUGACCGCGGACUGGGCCGAGCUACCGGAGGCGGAGGCGGCUGGUGGCGCAGGCGCGGACGCGGACACGGCGGCAGUGGCAGCUGCGGCUGCGGCGGCUGGUGGCAAGGGCGACGAGAGUAGCAAGGAGAGCGCCGCCAGCAAGGCUGGUGAGGGCGCUGCAGAGCAGGCGGUGGCUGCGGGUGUGGCAACGGCUGUGCCUGCAGCUGUGCCUGCACAGCUACUGGUGUCGCUGCCUCUGGGCGCUGCCCUGUUGCCUAGCCCUGACGGCAAGCCCACUGUCCAGGAGGGCGAGGCGCUUCCUGUGCUGCACGCCAUGGCCUACAUCGGCAGCCUCAUGGCCGGCACUAGCCCGCUGCACGUGCGGUCUGACGGCACGCCCCUGGCCGCCCCGCCGUCCGCUGACACGGUCAAGGAGGCGGUGGUGCGGCUGGCGGUGGCCGAGCACCUGGUCACGCCGCACACCAGCGCCGUGGGCGUGUCGCUUCGCAAGAACCUUGCAGACCCCGAGGCCGCCGCCAACGUCGUGGAGGUGCCGCUGCAGCUGCCACACGGCCGCUGCCGGCAGAUGCUGAGCACGCACAAGCCCCCGGCGCAGAGCCCCGCGUUCAGCACGCAGCGGACCAAUAUUCCCGGAUUCUCCUUCGCCUCCCCUAGCACCGCGCCAACCGCGCCCUUCCCUCCUGCCACGGGAUGUCGCAGUGGAUUCUUCGGCGGCGGCAGUUUAGCCACCUGCAUAGCGGCGCCCUUCGGCGCCAAUGCGGCACCCGCCUUCUGCAACUUUGGUGCGAACCCGACACCUUCCUUUGGCGCCAAUGCGGCCACUUUCGGCGCCACUGCGGCGCCAGCUUUCGGUAACGGCGCAGGACCCUUUUCGCCCACUUCGCCGUCCAACUCUGCAGACAGCACGCCGCGCGCGCCGCCGCCCGGCUUUAACCGCAUCAGCAGCAACGGAAACGGUCACGGAAUCGGCACGAACAGUCACGGCGGCUUCCGCUUUGCCGCCGAUGCGGCUCCCGCACCCUCGACCAGCAGCGUCCCGUUCGGCAGCCCGCCGGUGCCGCCCACUGCGGCUGGUAGCCGCUUCUUUGGUGCACCGGCCCAGAGCGCAGCACCCACCACGGCAGCGGCGGCGGGCGCUGCGGCGAGCAACGUGCCGGAGCUGCUGUCGCGUCUCAACCUGCAGCGCACCACUGAGGGCUACUGGGUCGCUAGCAUGGAGCUCGCGACCCUCUUGGGCCAGACGGCUGAAAGCCUGGCGGCGCUGCACCCGCGCCGUCCUGCCGGCCUGACCGACGACGCCUGGGCGACUGUGAUCGUGCUGGGUGUGCUGCGGCGCUGCCUGGCGGCUCAGCGGGAGGUGUGGGCGGACAUGGAGGCCAAGGCGCUGGCAUGGCUGGCGGCGGCAUGGCCGGAGGGCGGCCGCAGCGUGGGAAGCACCGUCAUGGCGCUGGCAAAGGCGCUGACGGUGCUUCCCAAGGUGUGAGAGAAAGGGGCAAGCAAGUUAAGGAGAACGUGCGUGUGAAGAAACUGCGUUGUUGGUUGAUCAAGGGAAGGACGCUAGGAUUACAGAAGCUUCAGGUGGUACUAUGGCUGGUACUUCCGUGCAGACAUACAGUUAGUUGGCAAUUUGGCGUGCGUGUCUUUUUGCUGUGUACUUACGCGAAGCUAGAUGGCCCGUUAUUGGGCUUGUAGGUUGCAGGAGCGUAGCUGUUGUGUGGCUUUGGUGCAAAUGGCGGGCAGUACAGGCUUUUACUUGCGGUGCGCACCGCGACGUAAUAUGUUACCAUAUGUGUGCGGAGAAGGGACUGUAGGGUAGGCUACAGGCCGUAAUUAACAGCAGUCUGCAAAGACGACUGCGCCGACGCGCCAUGCUCUUCAUGACAGGUGGUGCGCAAGCCGUAAGGGGCGCUAUCUAGCUAGGUAGCUCAUUUUGAUGUCGAUGCUUUGUUGGUUGAACCAUAGCUGGCUGAGAGCUCGGAUCCUGUACUGAUGUGACACACACUAGGCGGGAAACCCCUUGGAAACGGCUGUCAGUGACCAUUGAGGGCCCACAGUGCAGUAUGCACAGCUUUCAAGAUGUGAUUGUCAAAGGGGACAUCCGGCCUCUCAGUUGACCCGGCUA